AUGAAACAACAGAUAGGGACUUAUUUUCAUAUUCUUGAUCGUAAUAAUCUUUCGGAUGGUACACAUAUAUUACAUAUUAAAGAAUUACCACCACCUUAUUCAUCAUUAGAAACACAACAAUCGAUUGUCGAUGAUUGGAAAGAGAAAUUUAUUGAAAUUCAACCAUUAUAUGGUCAUUUAAAUAAAUAUGGUUUUGUUAUUAGUGGUGGUAGUGAUACUGAAAAUGGUUCAGCAAUUGUUAUAACACAUAUUGAUUAUUGUUCGGAUUUAUCAUUAGAUAAUGGACGAACUCAUCUUCAACUUUUUGAUCGUAUACUUUCAAUUAAUAAUACUGAUUUAACUCGAGUAACUCAUGAUGAUGCUGUUCAAACAUUUUCUUUAUUUCAAGGUCAACCUAUUGUAUUACAUAUUCGUCGUUUAAAUCCUGUAAAUAUCGAACAUAUUGAUAUAAUAUUACCAUUUGAUAUUUCAAAUCAAUCUCUUGGCAUUACAAUUACAGGAGGAAUUGAUAAUAAUAUUGAAGAUCCUGGUUUAUUUAUUACUCAAAUUGAUCCUAAUGGUUUAUUAGCAUCGAUAACAAAGAAUAAACAACUUCAAAUUGGUGAUCGUCUUUUAGAAAUUAAAACGAAUUAUACAAGCGCUAAUUUACAAUGGGUAACACAUUCAAUGGGUGUGCAAUUAAUUCGACGUAUAUGUCAAGAUAAUAAACGUGUUACACUUGUUGUAGCUCAUCGAACUACGAAUUUUUAA
Molecule: messenger RNA, 750 nt
Organism: Adineta steineri
Lineage: Eukaryota; Metazoa; Rotifera; Eurotatoria; Adinetida; Adinetidae
Source: the annotation of a GenBank genome assembly